This is a messenger RNA of Exserohilum turcica Et28A, 1084 nucleotides long. RefSeq lists its product as uncharacterized. The transcript has a single exon. NCBI's taxonomy places the organism in Eukaryota, Fungi, Ascomycota, Dothideomycetes, Pleosporales, Pleosporaceae. The record is from RefSeq and is a predicted model, not a curated record. Bases 35 to 1075 code for a protein of 346 amino acids.
CGCCGGCCCAGUCGACACCGCUACAGCCACCACGAUGCAAGCCGUCAAAAACACCAUUGCCGAAAACCUGGGCAACACCAUCUCAGGUGCACACAGCCUCGCGCCCGCAGACCAGCAAUUCUCGCUGGAAGAAGUGCCCGAUCUCAGCGGCAAAGUCGCCGUCGUAACCGGCGGCUCAGAAGGCAUCGGCUACGGCUGCACACACACGCUGCUCUCCAAGAACAUCUCCAAGCUCUUCAUCAUCUCGCUGAGCCAGGACAUUGUGUCCGAAGCCACGGGCGCCAUCGCAAAGGAACUCGGCGAGGACAAGGCCGCACGCGUCGAAUGGCUCAAAUGCGACCUCUCAGACUGGGAGCAGACGGGCAAAGCGGCAUUUGAAAUCGCAAAAAAGACAGACCGCAUCGACAUCUUGAUUAACAAUGCCGCUCGCGGUAUCAUGACGUACCAGCUUGCCACCAACGGCGUCGACCUGCACAUGGCGCUGAACCACAUGGGCCACGUAGUCUUGACUUCGCAUCUACUGCCUGUGCUCAAGGCGACAGCCGAGAAGGGAAAUACAGUACGCUUGGUACAGCUAGGCUCGAAUGCGCAUGAGAAUGCGCCCAAGGACACCAAGUUUGCGUCGCUGGAGGAGCUCAACCAGGAUCUCGGGCCCAUGGCGCAGUACGGCCGCUCAAAGCUCGCUGCGAUUCUGUACGCGCGAUAUCUCGCCCGCCACCUGUCUUCGUCGCAUCCGAAUAUCCUGUCGAAUGCCACGCAUCCCGGUGUGGUUGAGACGCGCCAGUCGUCCGAGCACAUCCACGAGCCGUACCCGCUUGGCGGCUACGCCAUGAGCGUGGGCAUGGCGCCGUUCAAGAAGACGCAGUUUGAAGGCGCCGUCAGCACCAUGUUUGCUGCUACAAAGACGGAAAACACGGGCCAGUAUAUCUGUCCGCCUGCCAUCCCAGAAAAGGGAAGCGACCUCGCGAAUGAUGAGAAGCUGGGUGAGCAGCUCAUGGAGUUGACGUGGAAGAUUGUCAAGGAGAAGACCAAGAGCACCAGUGCGGACAAAGGGUGUCCGUUUAAGGAGUAUUAGAUUUUUUUU